AUGGCUUCGUCUACAUCGCCCGAUUCCAUUGCUUCAUUGCUGUCCCAAGCGGUCGACGGCAUAGGCUUCUUUCCCCAACGAGAGCAUCCCCGAACAAGUGGUAGUCUCAGUCCAGCAAGGCUAACGCUCCAACGUGUCUACGAUCAGAGUCUUCAAGGAGCACAGGCGAAAGAUGCGAACAAGCCGCUAGAAGGUCCCCCGGGGCCUCCAGGAAAGGGGAAGCCCAGGCUUCUCCUGAUGGGCCAAAGAAGGAGUGGCAAGUCGUCAAUAUCGAGCGUCGUCUUCCACAAGCUCCCACCAAACGAAACGCUUUUCCUCGAGUCCACAGCGCGUAUCCAAAAGGACUCUAUGGCAUCCUUCAUGGACUAUCAAGUCUGGGACUUUCCUGGCCAGAUCGACUUUUUCGAGAACCCAAACUUUGAUAUGGACGCCAUCUUUGGCGAGAUUGGCGCCCUCAUCUGGGUCAUCGACGCCCAGGACGACUACCUCGAGGCCGUCGCCCGCCUCAACGCCACCGUCCUCAACCUCCAGCGCUUCUACCCAAACAUCAACAUCGAGGUCUUCAUCCACAAGGUUGACGGCCUUUCGGACGACUACAAGCUCGACAUCCAGCGCGACAUCACCAUCCGCAUCCAGGACGAGCUCUCGGACCACGGCUUCGAGAACGCCCCUGUCACCUUCCACCUGACGUCCAUCUACAACCACUCCAUCUUCGAGGCCUUCUCCAAGGUCAUCCAGAAGCUCAUCCCGCAGCUCGGCACCCUGGAGGCCAUGCUUACCAACCUGUGCCGCACGUGCCGCUUCGAGAAGGCGUACCUGUUCGACGUGCUGUCCAAGAUCUACAUCGCCACGGACUCGGCGACGGCCGACAUGGCCAGCUACGAGAUCUGCUCCGACUACAUUGACGUCAUCAUCGACAUCACCGAGGUGUACGGCUCCUGGCCGCGCUCCGAGGGCCAGCGCAAACGUCUCGAGGCGGAACCGUGGAACGCCAAAGUCGAGGACCAGGUCGCAUGCAACUGGGCCGAGAGCUGCAUGGUGCUCCACGACUCACAGCGCCCCAUCAUGCUGCGCGAGGUCGAUCGGUACUUGGCCCUCGUCGCCAUCAUGAAGGAGGAUUCCUACGACCGCAUGCCGCUCGUGAACAUGAAUGUGGAGGCCGUGGUACAGGGUGUCACUGAGUUUUUCGAAAUCACCAAGUCGAGAAAGUGA
Colletotrichum gloeosporioides is the source of this 1212-nucleotide messenger RNA. Its product is annotated as GTP-binding protein gtr2. Gene Ontology annotation, cellular component: nucleus; fungal-type vacuole membrane; Gtr1-Gtr2 GTPase complex. The record is from RefSeq and is a predicted model, not a curated record. Lineage: Eukaryota; Fungi; Ascomycota; Sordariomycetes; Glomerellales; Glomerellaceae. The transcript has 3 exons. Gene Ontology annotation, biological process: regulation of autophagy; cellular response to amino acid stimulus; positive regulation of TOR signaling. Gene Ontology annotation, molecular function: GTP binding; GTPase activity. Bases 1 to 1212 code for a protein of 403 amino acids.